This is a messenger RNA of Stegodyphus dumicola, 2358 nucleotides long. Its product is annotated as synaptogenesis protein syg-2-like. The record is from RefSeq and is a predicted model, not a curated record. Lineage: Eukaryota; Metazoa; Arthropoda; Arachnida; Araneae; Eresidae.
UCAACUUUGAAACAGCACGCCAGAGCUGCCGUGAAGCUGCGUUUCAGGCGGCAUUUACGCUCUUGAAACUCACACUUCUGAAUGUGGAUUAACUUCAAAAACUUCGGAAGAGGGUGCUAUAGAGAGUAGUGUCUGGAAUAUGAUUUUCUUAAGUUUUCUGUCUCUAACUGCGUAUUUUGGAGAAUGCCUGGGUGUACGCUUUGCGUAUCUUGGUGUGCCCGGAUCUGUUUCCAGAGGUGAUCCAAUUUGGCUCGAUUGCGGAUAUGAUUUGGAGGGAGACCAGCUUUACUCUGUGAAGUGGUAUAAAGACAACGUGGAGUUCUAUCGUUUCUUGCCGAGCGAUGAGCCAUCAGCACAAAUGUACAGUCUGGAUGGUGUUUUCUUAGACCUCCAUCUCUCCAAUGCGACUCACGCAUACCUGUACACUAGUGAUCUUGAAACAGAAGGCACUUACGGAUGCGAAGUGUCGACAGAAGUGCCAUCAUUCAGGACGAUUAAAGCAGGGAAGGAGCUCAGAGUUCAUGUUAUACCGGAGGAAGGACCUAAGAUAUUUGGAGUUCAGAAGAACUAUAGAAUUGGCGAUGUAGUAAAUGUAACAUGUGCAUUUGGUCCUUCUAAACCUCCAGCCAAGAUCACUUGGUACAUUAAUGGAGAAGAGGCGCCAACAACGUAUGUGCAUCAUAACCAUCUCAUGACUGGUGACUUAAAGAUGAGCAAAUCUAGACUUAUUUUCUCUCUAGAACCAAAACGUUUAUGGCAAGGUUCUUUGCGUGUGCGUUGUGCUGCUUCACUAUCCCAAGUUCACGCAACGAGCAGCUUGGAGCUUAUUGUUGGAGAAGGAACAACUGGAGCCGAAUUUCAAAGAAUUCUCCAUGUGCCACCAGGACAAGAAGGCCCAGUUAUUACAGGAGGCAUGCCUCGUUACUACGUUGGAGAUAUUGUGGAUGCCAAUUGUUCAUCUGCUAGGUCAGCUGAAUUGCCACAACUCUCAUGGCAUAUCAAUGAUGAAGAGGUUAGACCAGAGUUUUUAACCCCUUAUCUUCCGACUCAUUAUCCAGACGGGUUAUCUUCUGCAAAACUAGGUCUGAGAUUUCGUGUCCAAGAUGAACACCUGAAAGGCGAGGAGAUAAAGUUAAAAUGCACAGCAACUCUCUCCAAGAUGAUUACAAAGACGUCUGCUGAGACUUUGCUUCUAGGAGAUAAUCACAGAAGUUCCAGUUUUCAUCUAUCUGACCGAGCGGGAACUGCUGUGAGUUCAAGUCUGUCAACAUCGCUUCCUUUCAUACUCCUGCUUAUCUUCCUGACAAAGAAUACCUUGAGCUGACCAACAUUAUUUGAUCAAGAUGGACAGAAACGUUCUUAAUGCAUUCAUUUUAGAAUGUAUAAUUCUGUGGAAGUAUAUGUAUUCUGUAAAUAGAGUGUUUUAUAGCUCGCACCGGUCUUCACAUUAUAAAAAGCACUUAAAACGAUGCUUUUGAGAUAAGCGCCACUGAAGUGUUAUUAGACCUGUCUGUGCUGCUUGUAUAAAUGAAUAAUCUAGUUGGGCAUUUAACGACUGUUAACAGCCAGUUCCAGCUCUAAUUCUGAAAAACAAAAUCAUAUUUUCUUCUCUCCUUUACUUUAUAGUAUAUGUAUUGUGUGAAUUCCAAUUUUGUUUUUACUUUUUUAAUGGAAUUUAGUGUAAGCAUACUUAUUUCACAAUGCAAUCAAUUUUAUAAUGAACCCUGUUUUUACUUUUAGGCUUUGUUAUGCUUCUAUGUGGCGAUAUAAUAAGCGGUUUUAAAUUUUUUCCCGUAAAUUUCAAGAAAUGAAACUGAAGAAUAUCCCAUUUUUAUGGGUCAUAAUAUGUGAGUUUGUACCUUACUCUCGGUGUAAUGUCAGCAUGUUGUAUGCACUAAAGGUUAAGUUAAGAAUUUUCUUUUGUGAAUAGUGUAAUCUGAUUUUGUAUAAACUCAUUACAUGGUUUACGUUUUCAUCACAGAUGUUUUAAUAUGUAUGAUUCCUGUAUGCUUUAAUACUGGAUUUCUGAACCAGUAUAAAAGAAGACUGAAGUCAUAAAAUACUUCAACAGUUUGCAUCAGCUUUUGUACUCACAUUUGUAAUUCUUUAAAGUAAGAGUUAUGUUUCUCGUAUGUAUAAUGUAAGUGAUUUACAUCUCUUCCAUUGUAAGUUAGCAGGUCUUCUCCUAGAAUGGAACUCUUUGGGGAAAACUAAACGAUGAAUUACGUGGCUUUUUAACAUAAAUGAUACUGUAAAAAAUUAACUGUAAUAAAAGUAUUAUCUUGAAAACCUAAAGCAAAUACUCAAAUCAUGAUGUAAAUGUUAUUUUUAGCUUAUUAAAAUGCUCAUUUUCUCCUG